AUGGAUAGUGGGAACUGGGCUGCAAUGGUCGGGGACGGCGCAGCCAACAUGACAGCUUCCCAUAUCUGGCUAAGUGUCCUCAACUCCUCCAGCCCGCCAACCCGCUGGGGAAGCCGUCCACCCCCAGAGGGCACCGCGCUGGACGACCGGGACCGACUUGUCCAGGAGCAAGCCUACCGCGACUUCACCACUGCUGUCCAGAUUCUCAUCCUCAUUGGUUCGGUACUCGGGAAUGCCACCGUAUUGUGGUGCACCUGCUCCACAAAUGUCUUCAAAUCCGUAACCAACCGCUUCAUCAAAAACCUGGCUUGCACCGGUAUCUGCGCAGGAUUGGCCUGUGUUCCCUUCGACGUGGCACUGGGCUCCAGCCCUCACUGCUGCUGGUGGCUUCACACACUGCUGCUCUGCAAGACUAUGAAGUUCCUCCACAAACUUUUCUGCUCAGUAAUUGUGCUCAAUUUCAGUGCCAUUGGACUAGACAGAUACUAUUCAGUUUUAUACCCGCUUGAGAAGAAGAUCUCAGAUGCGAGAUCCAGAGAUCUGGUCAUCUACAUUUGGGUCCAUGCAGUGGUGGUGAGUCUCCCUGUGUUUGCCGUUACCAACGUCACCGAUGUGUACGUGACGGCAUCCUGCUCAGAAGACCACGCCCGAUCCCUGGGACAUACUCUGUACGUGUUGAUCUACAACAUCACCACAGUCAUCUUCCCUCUGGCAUUGGUCUUCUUCUUCAUGCUGCUCAUCCGCAGAGCACUCAGUGCCAGCCAGAAGAAGAAGGUGAUCAUAGCGGCCUUGCGGACGCCGCAGAACAGCAUCUCCAUCCCGUAUGUAUCGCGACGUGAGGCGGAGCUGCAUGCCAGUCUCCUGGCUGUUGUGCUGGCAUUCUCCGCCUGCAGCACUCCUUAUGGUGCUCUGGUGGUUUAUCGCACACUUUUGGUGGACGCCAAACAGCUGCCUUCAUCACUGUACCUCACAGCCUUAUGGCUCCCUAAGGUUUCCUUGCUAACCAACCCGCUUUUGUUCUUGACUGUUAAUCGCUCAGUGCGCCACAGUUGCUUAGAACUGUUGUCCAGGAUACACAGACGCUACAGCCGACGAAACAUGGUCAGUACAGGGGCUCUGUCAUCUCUGGGUGGGGAGGCUGUGAUAGGAGAACCAAUGGGACUGGAGACAGUGGGUCACUCUGGAAGCCAACUUCUGGAAAUGUUCAACAUAGGCCAGCAGCAGAUAUUCCGAGUCUCGGAUGAGGAAGAAGAUAAUGUAGCAAAUAAGAUCCCUCCUCACAGAUUAGAGGUUCCAAAAGAAGACCACAACAACGGGUCACGGCUAACAGGGCUCAGGUCGCACGCCAUUACAAAAAAUGAUUUGUUGCAAAGACACGGCAGUGGACACACAAAGGAAGGCAUCCCUCCAGUGACAGCACCGCGCUCAUCUCCGGCCCACACGUGUGCUUACACUUCAUCGUCGCAGGUAGCGCCGGCUACUCUCCCAGAAACUGAAGAUCCCACCCAGUUUGGGUUUGGACCCUUUGAGCUGCCUCCUCAGUGGUUACCAGAGACACGGAACAGCAAGAAAAGGCUGCUUCCACCAUUGGGCAACACACCUGAGGAGCUGAUCCAAACCAAGUUACCCAAGCCACGGCCCGAACGGCGAAUAAGCAGGAACAACAAGGUCAGCACCAUCUCUGCUGUGGAUCCAUGA
Molecule: messenger RNA, 1698 nt
Organism: Nerophis lumbriciformis (worm pipefish)
Lineage: Eukaryota; Metazoa; Chordata; Actinopteri; Syngnathiformes; Syngnathidae
Source: RefSeq, a predicted model, not a curated record